CGACCGGACAGCGGAGUGUGCUGCUGUGCUGUGACUGCUGUGGAGAACAGGGGAGCUAUGCACAACAGUGGGAAGCAACACAUGGGACUACAGAGAGCUAAGCCAAACGUCUGGUAAAUCAUCUCCUGACAGCUUGGGAUAUACCGAGAGAAGACCAAAUCCAACCAUGGUUUCCAUCGAGCAUGUAGCCCACAAGAUACUGACUUACAUCCCAUAUGUUCUUGUUUUGAUUGACAUGCGAUACGAGGGAGUGAAAUGCGGGAAGGAUGGAAGUGUCGACAAUCACAUGGAAAUGGGAAAGAAACUUCUUGCUGCUGGACAGCUGGCUGAUGCCCUCUCACAUUUUCAUGCUGCUGUGGAUGGAGACCCCAAGAAUUAUAUUGCGUACUACAGGAGGGCUACAGUGUUUCUUGCAAUGGGAAAAUCAAAGUCUGCACUGCCAGACCUAAGCAGAGUCAUUGAACUCAAACCAGACUUCACAUCUGCACGCCUUCAGAGAGGAAACCUCCUUCUGAAGCAAGGAAAGCUGGACGAAGCAGAAAGUGACUUCAAGAAGGUGCUCAACUCCAACCCUUCGAACAAAGAAGAGAAGGAAGCUACGAGCCAGCUGGCGAAGUCCGAUGAACUCCAGCGGCUUGUGGCCGAGGCGCACCGCAGCUACGGCAGCAAAGACUACAUGACAGCUGCUGCCCAGCUUGAGGCGAUAAUUGAGACCUGCGUUUGGGAUGUGACCUCUCGUGAGAUGAGAGCAGAGUGCUUCAUUCAGAUGGGAGAGAUGGGGAAGGCCAUCAGCGACCUCAAAGCUUUGUCCAAGCUGAAGAACGACAACACCCAGGCUUUCUACAAGCUCAGCACCAUCUACUAUAACCUCGGAGACCACGAGAUGUCACUCAAUGAGGUGCGCGAGUGCCUGAAGCUGGACCCGGAUCACAAGCAGUGUUUCAGCCAUUACAAACAGGUCAAGAAGCUCAACAAACAGAUCCAGUCUGCAGAGGAGCUCAUCCGAGAGCAGAGGUUUGAGGAGGCAGUGAGUAAAUAUGAAGCCGUUAUGAAGACUGAGCCCAAUGUUCCCCAGUUCUCUGCUCUGGCCAAGGAGAGAAUCUGCCACGCACUUUCACAGGCUCAGCAGGGGGCCAGGGCGGUCUCAGCGUGUAGCGAAGUCCUGCAGUCGGAUCCUGAGAACGUGAACGUGCUGAAGGACAGAGCCGAGGCCUACGUUCAAGACGAACAGUAUGAAGAAGCCAUUAAAGACUACGAGACUGCAGCAAAACACAGCGAGAACGACCAUGAGAUUAAAGAAGGCCUGGAAAAAGCUCAGCGACUUCUCAAACAGUCACAAAGGAGGGAUUACUACAAGAUUCUUGGAGUGAAGAGAACUGCCCAGAAAAAAGAGAUUAUCCGUGCCUACAGAAAACUGGCCCAACAGUGGCAUCCUGACAACUUCCAGGACCCGGAGGAGAAGAAGAAAGCAGAGAAGAAGUUCAUAGACAUCGCUCAGGCUAAAGAGGUUCUCACCGAUCCAGAAAUGAGAACCAAGUUCGACCAUGGCGAAGACCCCAUGGAUCCAGAGAGCCAGCAGGGCCACCAUCACCCGUUCCACGGAGGUUUCCACGGCUUCCAGGGUUUCAACCCGUUCGGCUCCGGACCCUUCAACUUCAAAUUCAGCUACAACUGAGAAGUCUUGGUAUAAAGCACAAGUGGAGCGGAUUUUCCUUUCCUCCCUAUUUGAAAGGGAGAUCACUGGCAUGAAAAAAACAUGUCAGUUCCUAAGUGUCAGAAAAAUGUGGAGUGAAUGGUGACUUAAUUAAAAACUCAUCUCUGUUGUUGAAUAAUGCAACCUCGAGUGCCGCCUGGGGGCUGGGGCGGGUAUAUCUGUAUCUGCCUUGUGUGAAGCAGCUUAUUUGUCAACAUGAAGUUCAUUCUGACAUUCGGAUUGUUUCCAUGUGUCUCACACUCUGCAAUUCACAUCCACUCACCUGAUUAAAUUUAUUCAUAAACACUAUUUUUUAUAUGAAUGGAUUUUUGCUGAACUGUAAAUAAAAAAAGCUAUUUAUGUACAUGAAUCUGGAUUUGGUGAAUUGCUAUAAAAAACAGGAAAAUGCACCUGGCAUAUAGUUAGAAACAUGCAUAUGUUUGUAAUUUACUGAAUCCAUCCAUCCACUGAUGACCUGUGAGAUAAGAACUUAGAUUUUAUAGCAAAAGUUUAUUUUUUCUAUCCACCCUCUCGUUACAUAAUAUUAAUAAACAUUGCUUUUUGACAUUUUACAAUAAAACAAAGGUGUCCUGAGAGCAGUCUGGAUAAACUUGUUUAAAAACAUCACUUCUUAAAAUGGAAACACUACAUGUUGGCUUGAUUUGAGCAGUAAUACACCCUCUUAAUCCUGAGACAAAAAUCACUGGAUGUCUGAAGAAGUCACAUAAUUAACAUUGAAAUAAGUAAAAAUUUGACAUGCUACCUAUAAAAACAUGACUUGAGGAUUCUUUGUUCUGAUGGGAAAACUGAAGCUGAGUACCAAAGACAGACCACCAUUUGUCCAACUCCACUCUGUAAACGCAUAGGUUUCCCCCAUUGGCUGCCUUCUCUCUGAGCACGGACUCAGCGUACACUACCAGUUAAAGAAACAGUACACAUAAGAAGCCGGUAAAAUAACCUCCUCCCUAGUGAUGAUGGUUUUUUGAUGAAAGUUAUCUGAAUGUGUGCAUGUAGUUGUAUUCCAGAUGUUUAAUAGGAGAAGAAUUUUGGUAAAAAAAAAAAAAAUAGUUG
Molecule: messenger RNA, 2764 nt
Organism: Xiphophorus couchianus (Monterrey platyfish)
Lineage: Eukaryota; Metazoa; Chordata; Actinopteri; Cyprinodontiformes; Poeciliidae
Gene: dnajc3a
Product: DnaJ (Hsp40) homolog, subfamily C, member 3a
Exons: 12
Coding region: 167-1675 (502 amino acids)
Biological process (GO): protein folding in endoplasmic reticulum
Cellular component (GO): endoplasmic reticulum
Molecular function (GO): misfolded protein binding; protein-folding chaperone binding
Source: RefSeq, a predicted model, not a curated record